GUGACGUGGGUCAGUGACGCAGGUUCGCCCUCCAUCACCGGUCGAGCCCACUGACAGAAAAAACACCACCUACAAACCAAGUCAGUCCUCAGGAUUUAUGGAAAUAUGUAGCUAGCUCGCACAGUUCAGUACAUUUCGACAACAGGAGAUUCAGUGGAGCUGCGCUGUUACAUGGAAAGUUAACAUGGGUGGCCUUGAUGAUGAAGAUAUGCAAUACGUUGUGAACAAACAAAAACAAGACGAAGAGCUGAAGAACAAGCUGAACGACAGCAGUCUCUGGUGUGACCAGGAGUCCACUGGCAACAAUGCCAAGUGGCUCAAAGAAGGCCAGAACCAGCUGCGGAAAGUAGCCGAGAACCACCAGGACCACAACUGCAACAUCAGUCAGAAUGGGAACAAAGAUGACUUCCCUCACCAGAACACCGUUCAGGAAGAGCAACAGGGCAACGAGGAGCAGACCAAGUCUCCCAAGAUAGCAAUGACUCCUGGUCUCAGCCAGGAGGAGUCCAAGAACAUCCUCAAUCAGCCGCUACUCAUCAAUAAUCUGGAGUCUACAGAAGAGAAGGAGAGAGAAGAAGAUGUCAAAGAGAAGGACAAGGCAUCAGAGGAAGACGAGGAGACCUCCGGUGAUAUCGGAGGAGAGAUGGCGACAGAAGAACCGAUUGAUGUGGAGUCUGAGAGGGAGGGCGGUGUUGUUGGGAGAAAUCCCUGCCUACUGUUCUCCAACAUAAACGGGACACCAAAUGAUGAGGAACCCAGCUGGCCUGCACUGUCUCAGGACAACCCAGCUGACUGCUCUCCCAAUGGCAACAGAGAGUCCUUUUGGGAUUCCAGUGCCUUUGAGACGGACACGGACCUGCCUUCAGGAUGGAUGAGGGUUCGCGAUACAUCCGGCACGUACUACUGGCACAUCCCCACAGGCACCACCCAGUGGGAGCCUCCUUCAGCCCAGGGGAAAGUGGGCGAUUCCACGAUGUCCUCGACCAUGUCCCUGGAGACUACACCCUGUGAGGAGACUGAGGAAUCCUGGGCUCAUCUCUCCAGUACAGAUGAAGGAGUCGGUGAAGGGGAAGUGUGGAAUGAGGAGGCUGAGGUUGCAUCUGAUCAAAGUCUGAAGGAGUUUGAAGGAGCGACUCUACGCUAUGCAUCCAUAAACCUGAAUUACAAUUGCUCCCAGUCUGAGGAAGAGGAGAAGCUCGCUCCACUCUGCACAGAUUUAGAAACUAAGUGUUUUGCGGUGCGUUCCCUGGGCUGGGUGGAGAUGUCUGAGGAGGACAUGGUACCCGGCAAGAGCAGCGUUGCUGUCAACAACUGCAUCCGGCAGCUUUCUUACCACAAACACAACCUUCAUGACACCGCCGGUAUCUGGGGAGAGGGUAAGGACAUGCUGAUGGUUCUGGAGAAUGACACCAUGAACCUGAUCGACCCGCUGGGUCAGACUCUGCUCCAUGCUCAGCCCAUCGGCAGCAUCCGUGUUUGGGGUGUUGGCAGAGACAACGGCAGGGAAAGGGAUUUUGCUUAUGUGGCUCGAGACAACCUGACUCAAGUUCUGAAGUGUCAUGUCUUCCGCUGUGACUCGCCUGCCAAGAACAUAGCCACCAGCCUACACGAGAUGUGCUCAAAGAUAAUGACGGAGAGGAAGGCGACCAAGCCCGGGGUGAGCCGGCUCAGCUCUGACGUGGUCAUCCCCAUCGAAGAGUUUCCUGCUCCGAAAAAUGAACUCUUCCACCGCUUCCAUGUUUAUUACCUUGGCUGUGAAGCUGUGGCCAAGCCAGUCGGUAUGGAAAUAAUCAACGACACGCUGGAGGCAGCAGUUAAAGGCAAAGAUAAAAGCGAAUGGACACCCGUCUCAGUGAACAUCGCACCGGCAACCCUCACGAUACUUUCAAAACAGAGUGAGGAGGUGCUGUCAGAGUGCAGGGUGCGCUUCCUGUCUUUCAUGGGUGUGGGGAAGGACGUCCACUCGUUCGCUUUCAUCAUGGCCGAGGGUCCCCAGGAUUACACCUGUCACAUGUUUUGGUGUGAGCCCAACGCAGCGAGUCUGAGUGAGGCUGUGCAGGCUGCCUGCAUGCUUCGUUACCAGAAAUGUUUGGAUGCGCGUCCGCCCAGCCUGGCCUCCUGCCUGCCCACUCCUCCUGCUGACUCGGUGGCUCGACGGGUCAAGAAGGGGGUGCAGAGUCUGCUGGGCAGCUUUAAGAGCUACAGGUCAGGCCCUCAGUCCCCUUGAGUCGGGAGUGAAGAUGGUCCACAGUCCAUCAAACACAAGGUCCAUCACCACGGCCCCCUUUCUCAAUGUCACUCCUCUCAUUACUCCACCACAGUUUGGCCUUACGACCGUUUCACUCGUCUAGUCACUAGUCUGGUGUGUGGAAUAGUUUGUGAGGAAAAUGUGUGAAAAGAUUGCGUUUAUUUCCCAUUUUGGCUUUUACUUUAUACACCGAUUUUAAACCCCCAUCUCCAAACAGAUGAAACCCUGGCCUCUAAUUUUCUUUUCGGUUUUCUUUGCUGGGAUUCUUUCUGUGAGUCUUAACUAUUUUUGUGUUUUAACAGAAACAAUGCUAUGAAUGUUGGAUAUGGAUGUAAUAUAUAUAUUUACAUGCAGACGCUAUAAUUUGCUUGAAACAGAGGUUGCUAGAUUCUCUCACAGAAAUGUUCCCCUUUUCCCUCCUCGGGUGCAAUGAUCAUCUCUCACACUCCUCCUUUUCUAUGUUUAAACAAAGUACUGCAGUCGGUGUCAAGUAUCCUUAUACUGAUUUAUCUAAAACGUCAUUUCACCUCUCUCUCUCUCUCUCUCUCUCGCUCCCUCUCCGCCCCCCCUUAGGUUGUAACAAGUUGUGUGUCCCAGACCCCCCCUCCCCAACGACGUAUUUUAGUCUUCCAAAGAAGUGUAUGGUCAUCUGCCGCGUAGUGAGCAACCACUGAUUUGAGUGUAGUGUGUUUCUCAUACAUUCUGCAUGAACAUUUGCAAGUUCAGUGCUAGUGUGCAAUAAUCAGAUGUCCCUGUGUGGUGGUGUGGUGAUGCGAUGGCUGCCUCGUGGUUUUAUUUGUUCACUUUAAUGCGAGAGAGAGAGAGUCUGGUUUUGGAUAUCGGAUGCGAGGCCGACGGAACAACAGAGCCAUGUUGAAAAUCAUGGAGAUCUUGUGAUAAGAAAUAAUCGUAACAAAAGAAACAAACUCUGGGUUUUCACACAGCCAUUUGUCACCCAACAACUACUGAAUAGUACUGUAGAAACUCACCACAAGCUGCAUGUUUUUGAGAGCUUAGAGUUCUGGUGUAGUGCUUAAGACCCAUCAGUGUAUCCUGUAAAUUCUUUCUCUGUGUUUCUGUGCAGUAAGAGGAGGCUGGAGUGUGUUGUUUCGUGUUUCAUAGGCAUGUCACUCUAGUUAGUGUCGGUGUGUAUCAUAAGCUAGCAGUAGAACGUUGGACUUCCUGUGAGUUCCUUCACACUGAAAAGAUUGAGAGCAGGUUAAUGUUUGUAUUUACAGUUUGUGUAUAUGCGAAACCUAGAGGAUUUCUCCACUGGUUUACAUUUUUACUUUUUUUCCCGGGCCACAUUUUGACAAGUGCGGGCCCUGGCGAGUCUACAGUUAAUGUAUUUUUUUUAUUGUUUCCGCACAUUACAGCGUACACAAUUAAGAUGAUAUUCACGUUAGUUCGUUAGAGUUGCUUUUUUAUAAAGAAAACACUAAUUAGCCAAGUUGUGUUUUAUCUUUGUGUGUCUGUCAGUGAUGAAUCCUGUGUGUAGCACAAUAGUAAUAGUCAUCUCUAAGGGUAAAGAUGCAGUUCGUAAGAUGUUUUUGGUAAUGUUGACCUCUGCAGGGCAUUUGUUUGGCCACGUUGAGACAUCGGUAGCUACUUGCUAGAUGUCCUCAGGCUAAGAUAAGAGAUGAAAAUAAGACAAACCCACGUCAGUCAAUUAAAUAACAUAAAAUAUUGUGAAAAUGAAUGUAUAGACAUGCAUUAAAAAAAAUGCAACUUUGUGUUUAAAAGACAAAAAUGAAUGAAACAGUGUGUCUAUGAUAUCAUGCUGAGACUUCGUGUCAGUCUGGUGCGUAAUGAUGCAGCUAUGGUCUAAAUUAAAGCAAUUUUUAGAUAAUUUUGAUUAAGUCUCAUUUACCUGCUGACAGCGGGGAACUGUUCACAACUUUUACAUUUUCUAGAUCUUUUUUUUCUUAAAAAAACCACUCCUAUUUGAUAUUAUUUUUAUAUUUAAAAGAAGUUUAAAUCAGAAGUUUCCUCAAAAGACGGUUGAAAGAAUAUCCAUGACGGAUUCCCAACAUUACAGAAGUGUAUUGUAAUGCAGUCUGCACUGUGGACUGAACGUAUUGUUGGAACUUGUCAACCAAUUGAAAUGAAUACAAUGCUUUGUGAUUAAUGGCCUCGCUUUAAAAAAAAAAAACAACCUUAUAUUCAUAGAUUCCUAUAGAUGUUUUUAACAUUUUAGAAGUUAUCACUAAAACUCUUACCAACUGCUUCUUUCUAUGUGUAAGAUAUAACACUAAUGAAAACUAGUCUACAUUGACUCAUAUUACUGCCAUGUCAUGUGUCACUUUGAAUUAUUUUUGCUGUGUCCAGUCAGUGGCAACAGUAAAGCCGGAUGAGUUAAAGAACAUAAGCAGAUUAAUUUAUUUCUGUUCAUGUAAAUUAGGUGUAUAAAAUGUAUGUAUAUAAAAGUCACUGCACAAUAAAUGUGAACAUAUCAUA
Molecule: messenger RNA, 4705 nt
Organism: Anarrhichthys ocellatus (wolf-eel)
Lineage: Eukaryota; Metazoa; Chordata; Actinopteri; Perciformes; Anarhichadidae
Gene: apbb1
Product: amyloid beta (A4) precursor protein-binding, family B, member 1 (Fe65)
Exons: 15
Coding region: 185-2227 (680 amino acids)
Biological process (GO): regulation of DNA-templated transcription
Cellular component (GO): nucleus; cytoplasm
Molecular function (GO): amyloid-beta binding; transcription factor binding
Source: RefSeq, a predicted model, not a curated record